Molecule: messenger RNA, 1158 nt
Organism: Saccoglossus kowalevskii
Lineage: Eukaryota; Metazoa; Hemichordata; Enteropneusta; Harrimaniidae
Product: glycine receptor subunit beta-like
Biological process (GO): monoatomic ion transmembrane transport
Cellular component (GO): membrane
Molecular function (GO): transmembrane signaling receptor activity; extracellular ligand-gated monoatomic ion channel activity
Source: RefSeq, a predicted model, not a curated record
AUGGCUGCCUCCAAAAGCAGUGUUAGCGACGGAAUUCCAGACACCAUUAACGUGAGCUUUUACAUCGCGUCGUUUCACUCAAUCUCAGAAAGUGAUAUGGAUUGGUCCUAUACCAUAUAUUUUCGGCAGCGUUGGAACGACCCACGAUUACGUCACAACGCCAGCAAGCCACUGACAUUGGAUAAUUCUGCCCGUGAUAGUCUCUGGGUCCCGGAUACAUAUUUUAUGAAUGCUAAAAAAGAACAACUGCAUUCAACCCCAAAGGAAAAUUCGCAAUAUACGGUUUACGGCAAUGGUGACGUCUAUUACAGUAUCCGAAUGAGUUUAACAUCGUCAUGUAACAUGGACCUUAUACGUUUUCCAUUUGACACGCAGGAAUGCAGAGAACGCGUGUCUUCAUAUGCAUUUGCGAAUGAUGAUAUCGUCAUAGCUUGGGCUGUUGUAGAUCCUAUUUUAAUGAAUGAGGACGUCCGUACCCCGCAGUACUAUAACCCUACGUGGUAUCUACAGGAGGGAAACUACGAAGCAGACACAGGAAAUUUCAGUUACAUACAGAUGACCUUUGUCCUAAAACGUCAACUGGGCUUCUACAUGCUCCAAGUAUACAUCCCAAGUACCGCGUUGGUUAUCAUAGCGUGGCUGACGCUGUGGAUCGACGCGUCGGUAUCGUCCCCAGCAAGAGCAGCCCUCGGAAUUACAACGGUCCUUGCGUUGAUUACGCAGGCCAGUUGGCUUAGAAGCGAGAUACCAAAAGUUGCCUACGUAACCGCGUUGGAUGUGUGGUUAGUCACGUGCCAAUUGAUAGUAUUCCUUAUCCUGUUGGAGUUCACGUUCAUAUAUUAUCUGAAUAAACUGAGUGGCCGCCGUACGGCCAGUGGUGGUUCAGUACACAGCAGACAUAUGGAGUUUCCUACCAAUCAAAAGGUCGACACACGCGUCGAGUUAUCACCGAGUGAUGAACAGGCGUCAGCAGUUUGGCAAAGAAAUGGAACGCAGUAUCAGUGUGAGACUUCUGUCAACAGAAGAUUUCCCAGAAAAGAGCGUCUGUACUACAAGCUUUCUCAAUUGACCGACAAAUAUUGCCGCGUCAUAUUCCUAGGAUUAUUUCUACUUUUCAACAUUUCAUAUUGGUUAACCUAUAACUGGAUGCCUUCAUAG